CUCAGACCCCAUUAUUGAUUUCAGCAUUCAACGGUGGUCGUUCACAAUUCACAACAGUAUGUGUAUGUUUAGGCGUUGGGUCUGAUAUCAUCCUUUUGCUCCCUCGACAUUGGAUUUUGACCUACGGGUUCUGGUCUACACGCAGUCAUGGAUCAAUUCGUCAACACUCCGCAAACCACCAAAGAUGCCUCUCGCAUAAGUAUUCGGUCUAAUCCUUUUGACAAGAUGUCGCCGGAAAAGUCAUUCGCAGCGCCUACGCAGCCAGGUGACCUGGUUAGCCAGAUGAAAGAUGCGAAAGGCCAUGGCAUGAACCUCAAAACCCCGCGAGCUGGCGCGCCCCGAGAUCCUUUGCGACUGCUCCCAAAUGUCAACCAACGUCGAUCAGAGUUCACUCCAAUCAUGGCCAGUGUCACGAAAAAUAACAUCGCUCGUCGCCUUUCCAGCAAGAAAUCGAGCUCGCACAACACACCCGCAUAUUUCAGUAGCCGUACCCCUGCAAACCGGAGGCUCAGCGAUCUAUCGCGCCUUGAUGGCGAGAACACUUCCAGCUCUGCAGGUAACACGGUCGACAACACUCCAAUGCCGCAACAGCCCAGCAGCAGUGCUCAAAGUACGCCCAUUGCCCAGUUCUCUGGACGCAACAUGGGCGGACUCGUUAAUGACGGGAAUAUGAUGACGCUGCGAGAACAAGAGGGUGUCAUUGACAAGGUUGAAAAGGAGAAUUUUGGGUUGAAGAUGAAAAUACACUUCUUGGAAGAGGCACUGUCGAAGCGUGGGAGCGAGUUUAACCAGGCUGCGCUCAAGGAAAACACGUCUCUGAAGGUCGACCAGCUCACGUUGCAGCGCGAACUUUCAAAAUUCAAGAGGUACAUUGCGCAAGCCGAACGAGAUGCCGAGCUCUACAGAUUACAGCUUGAAGAAUACAAGGAGAAGAUUAGACGCAAACAGGUCGAUGAACAUGUCCGAGCCGAGCUCGAAAGCCUUCGAUCCGAGCUGCAGGAGAAAGACAGUCUGAUCAAACGACUGGAGUCGCACAAGAACGACGCCGAGAACCAGGAACGAUCAGAUAUCAAAAAACUCAAGGAUGAGAUUGACGACUUGCAAGCCGAACUCCGGGAAAAGGACCGCGCCAUUGACGAGCGAGACGACCAAAUCGACGACCUGAAGAUGAAGGCAAGCAAGGAGUCCAAUGAUGUUGCUACGAUCGAGGACGAGUUGGAUUCUGUGCGGCAAGAGGUUGAAGAUUUGAAGGAAAGUCUUGAGCGGGCGGUAUCGGAAGCGCAGGAGGCCAAAGAAGCACAAGAGCAGGCGUUGGAGGAGAAACGCAAAGCCGAAGAUGAUCUUGACGAGCUCCGCGACGAAAUGGCUAACAAGUCCUUCACCACGAAAGGCCUCAGCAGGCAGCUAGAAGAAAAGGCAAACAAGUUGGAAGAUGAUUAUCACGACCUGGAAGAACGGCAUGAGGCCCUGCAGGCUGAGUUGCGUGAAAAGUCAGAAGCAGAGAGACAGUUACGAGAGAAACUCCGUGACAUGGAGCGGGAAGGAGCGUCUGACAUCCGCAGACUACAGCAAGAACUGGAACUAUGCCAGCAACAGCGAGACACUCUCGACCGCAAGCUUGCCAGCAUGACGAAGCAACUGGAGACUGCAGAGCAGGACUUGCAAGUCAAGGUCGAUGAGAAGGACCUGCUACAAAUUCGACAUGACGCCUUGACUAAGGAAUCUGCCGAGUUACAGAGGGACCUUGACACAGCCAAAAGCUCGUUGAGAGAAGCGGAAGCCGCCUUGGACGAGGAGAGACAGCGAUCUGCCUUGACCGACAACGCCCUGAGGACGCAGCAUAAGCACGAGAUCGACCUGCUACACGAGCAAAUCGAUGGUCUGCACCGGGAAAUCAAUGCAAAGAACAGCGACUAUGCGGCAGACAUGGAAGAACGGGAGGCGCAGAAACGAACACUUGAAGCAGCAUGUCAAAAGGCGGAGGAGAAGGCCAAAGGCUUGCAACGCACUGUUGACAAACUUCAGGAUGCGCAGGGGACCCUUUCCAAUCGUGAACUCAAGCUACAAGAAGCGUUACAAAGCGAGGUACAACGGCACAAGCAGGAAGAGAAGGUGCUCUCCAAGCAGAUUGAAGAGCUCCAGCAAGAUCUUGCGGCUAAACGAGGUGCGGCGGAUGAGUCUCGAACAGAGUUAAACAACGCCAGAGAAGAGCUACGGAUCUCCAUUCGGGAACAGGCGGCUCUGAAGGAAAAGGUGGCAGAGCUGGAGGAAGAGAUCGAAGUGCUCCAGGCGGACAUUGAGCAGGAACAUGAAUACGCGCAGCACUUACAGAAGACACACUCGUCAGACGCGGAAGUCCAACUUCAGAAAAUGCGGCUUGAAAAGCAAAACCUGCAAGGGGAACUUACAACCGUCAGUCAAGAACUGCGGAAGACACAAAAGGCCCUGGAAGCUGCCGAAAAAGAGCGCGAUGACCUCGAAGCCAAGCUGCAAGCGGCCCAGAAGGCGAACGACGAUACCUUCAAUGUCGACCAGGAGAAGCGCGAGCUGAAACGACUCAAGGUCAAACUGGAGAAGGAUGUUGCACGGCUCACCACCGAACGAGACAACCUCGCUGAGGCCAACCGUGCACUUGAAGACGAGAUCAACGCAGAACUUGAACGUGCCGGUGAAGAAGAGAACCGGCUCCAGGCGGAAAUCGACUCCUUGCGUAACCAGAAACAUGCCAGUGUGGAGAGCAAGGACCGUGAACUAACAUCUGCAAAGAACAAGAUCACUCGUUUGGAGGUCAAGGUCAAGGAGCUCGAGGCGAUGCUAGAAGGCCAAUCCCGGGUAACAGGUUCUCCCACUGCUGACAUUUCCGGCCUGACCCGUGACCUGGCCGAGGCGAGGAAGAAUGAAACAAUAUCGGCCAAACGAGAGACAGACUUGAAAGCGGCGAAUCGCGAGCUGAAGAUGCGAGUCAAUGACCUGGAGCGGGAAUUGCACGAAGCAAAACUUGCCCAGUACAAGGCCAAGUCUCCUUCUGUUUCUCCACCUCCGUCCAAUUCCAGGGAGCUGGCAAAGAUGCGUCAAGAUCUAAUGGAUGCCCAAGCUGAAAUCAAGGUCCUGAGCUCGGACAAUCGUGAUCUGAAGCGAACAGCUCGCAGGGCCUCCACAAUAGAGAAAGAACUCGAGGAGCUCCAGAGCCUCCUCAGGAUUCGUACCGCGGAAGCCGAAACAUUGAGUGCAACUGUGGCAGAGCAGAAAGACCUGGUUCAUGACUUGCGAGAACAGCUCAGUUGCAUGCGGAAACAGAAAGACGAAACCGGCCAUCUCUCGCUCGACAUGCGCAAACGUGAGCGGCAGGUCAAUGACUUGAAAACCGAGCUAAAGCGGUUGCGGGAAGAGCUGGGGCGGAACGAUCUGUCGCUCCGGCUUUCAGUACGCGACACUGAGGCCCGUGAGAUGAAAGACCAACUUCGGCGUCUUCGUGAAGAACGCAGCCUCGCCAACAAGAAGGCCGGUGCCGUGGAAAAUGAACUGGAAGCUUUACAGAGCCGAUACGAGAAUAUGCUUGAGAAGCUGUCCUCUGGCAAAUCGAGCAAGGACGAGAUCUGCGAAAAGGAAGUGAAAGGCCUCAUCAAGGAAAUUAUGUGGUUGAAAGCCAAGUGCAAACGAGAGGAACGACUACGGAGAGAUCUUGCUUGGAGCAAGGGCUUCCUGGAGCAGUCCGAGGCUAUGAGGGUUCAAUGCAACCAGGUUGACCUUCGCAUACUGGGUGAGAUGGGAGUGUCUCUCGACAGCCGCAAGUACGAGACUCGGUUGAAGCCGGUGCAGAAGUUCCGUGCAGCAGUGUCGGUCGUGAUUGCGGCCAUCCGCAUGAGCAACAUGGAGGAGCAAUGGAGAGAUGCUCGUCUGAUCGGGGAAGAGUUGAAGAUCAUGCGGAUGAAACAGACUAAGUCGCGCUCGAGAGCCCGUGUACUUGACAUUUAAGAUAAAGGAUGGAUCUACGGCGUUCUUGGAUCGGGUGCGGGUAUGGCCUUGCAUGGACAUUUGGAUAUGCAUGGACCGGAGUCUGUUGUUUGUGAUGACUUGACGACCAUUAGGAAACUUGAUACUCUGACAGGGCGGUUUGACUGGUUUAUGAAUAUGAAUGUGAAUUGACUCCUCGGUUGCAAUUCCGAACGAGGAAUAUAAUAUGAUAAAUGCACGCCGCAGUUAUGGUGACGGCGACAGCGCACAAGCGGAAACCAUGCGCCUCCCCAUUUCGGUGCUUUGUCC
Molecule: messenger RNA, 4263 nt
Organism: Exophiala dermatitidis NIH/UT8656
Lineage: Eukaryota; Fungi; Ascomycota; Eurotiomycetes; Chaetothyriales; Herpotrichiellaceae
Exons: 2
Coding region: 148-3975 (1275 amino acids)
Cellular component (GO): microtubule organizing center
Source: RefSeq, a predicted model, not a curated record